Molecule: messenger RNA, 936 nt
Organism: Monopterus albus (swamp eel)
Lineage: Eukaryota; Metazoa; Chordata; Actinopteri; Synbranchiformes; Synbranchidae
Gene: ankrd1a
Product: ankyrin repeat domain 1a (cardiac muscle)
Exons: 9
Coding region: 1-936 (311 amino acids)
Molecular function (GO): protein binding
Source: RefSeq, a predicted model, not a curated record
AUGGGACUGCUCAGUGUAGAGGAACUGGUGACCAGUAGGAGGUCGGAGGGCAAAGAGGCCAGUGACUUCCAAGGAGGCAUAUAUGAGGUGGCGGUCGGUCAUGAGAAGCAGGAUGGUCACCGGUCCCACCGAGGGCUGGUGGGUGGAGCUCUGUCAGAGGAGAGUGACAGCAGCAGUGAGCAGGAGGAAGUCAGCGUGGCAGCGCUCAGUGUGGAUAAAAGCGGUCGGCUGAAGUUGGAAACUGUGGACGACCUGUUCAACAUCCUGCAGCUGAGGAAGAGGAGGAGGGCGAGGAAGGUUCCUGUCCACAAGAAACAAAAGCCAGAGACUGAGAUUAUGCCAGAGACUGUGGAUGAGCAGGAGUUUCUGACAGCAGCCAUGGAGAACAACCUGCCUGUGGUGGAGAAGUACCUGACUGAUGGAGGAAACCCCGAUGUAGCCGACCACUUCCAGAAAACAGCGCUGCACAAAGCCUCGUUCAAAGGACAUGUGGGGGUCAUGAAAAGGCUCCUGGAGGCUGGAGUUGACAUUGAGAGGAAAGACAAGCUGGAGGCCACAGCAGUCCACUGGGCCUGCAGAGGAGGCAGCCUGGAAGCCCUGCAGCUCCUCCUCGACCAGGGAGCCAAGUUCACCUCCAGAGACAAGCUGUACAGCACUCCUCUCCAUGUCGCUGUGAGGACAGGACACUGUGAGUGUGCUGAGCACCUCAUUCACUGUGGAGCAGACACCAACGCCAAAGACAGAGAUGGAGACACGCCCAUGCACGAUGCUGUGCGGACAAACAGAUUCAAGAUGAUCAAGCUGUUGAUGAUAUACGGGGCCAGUGUCGACGCCACAAACUGCGAAGGAAAAACUCCCCUGGAGAUACUGUACUCAUGGCAGAACGGAGCCAAAAGCAUCCUGUAUAACUUCAGUGAGGAGAGGUCCUAUGAGUAG